Molecule: messenger RNA, 8340 nt
Organism: Dicentrarchus labrax (European seabass)
Lineage: Eukaryota; Metazoa; Chordata; Actinopteri; Moronidae
Product: trinucleotide repeat-containing gene 6B protein
Exons: 21
Coding region: 622-6891 (2089 amino acids)
Biological process (GO): positive regulation of nuclear-transcribed mRNA poly(A) tail shortening; miRNA-mediated post-transcriptional gene silencing
Cellular component (GO): P-body; nucleoplasm
Molecular function (GO): nucleic acid binding
Source: RefSeq, a predicted model, not a curated record
ACGCGCUUCGGUAGAUUUCCUGAUCAGUAUGGUUUGGUAUUUCCGCCUUUACACCGCCACAACCCCCUUUAGGUUUCAGUUUUAGAGGAGCUCCGCUUGUUACGCGCUGCAAUGGUGAAGAAACGUCACUGAAGUUGGUCGUUGUACUGUGGCCCUGUCGACCGUUAGUACCGAGGAGCCCGCUGCCUAGCAGCGUGUCCGUUGGCCUGGUGGUGGUGUUUUGUGAGAAGUUACCAGUUCUACCAGUGGACAGGUGUAAAUGAAACCCACCGUGUGUGUAAAAUAAGGGACGUAUCGUGAGCUAACGUUACGUGUCUGUUGGCUUCAGUCAACUGCGUAGAUGUUAGAUUGGUCGCGCGGAGCGACAGAGGCAGCUCGCUCUGGGACAGCCUACCGCCGCGAGCCCCCGGCUCUCCGGGUCACGGCAGUGGUCACCAGCUGCUCUACAGUCGACUAGCAUUAGCUACUCGCUCAUCCGACGGAGGCUCUUCUGGUGAUUCACAGUAGCCGCACAGCUCUCAUUUACUGGCCUGGUAUUUACAUGAACCCCAGGGUUGUCUGCUUCUAAUGCGCCUGCGAACAUCUGGCUUACAGGAGAAUCAGGAAAGGGAACAGUAGUUCAUGGAAGACAAGAAAAAGAAGAAAGAAGAUAAAAAGAAAAGGGAAACCUCUCAGAAGGUGCCAGAACAGAAAAUCAAAGUGCCAGAAUCAGCCAAGCCCUCCUGCUCCCAGCCGCACGCCACCCCAGGCUCAGUGUCCCCCAGCCCUGGCCCUGUUGCUCCCUCAUCCCCCAGUCCUGGUGCAGCCGGGGUUUCUGCACAAGUUCCUCCUGGUGGCGGGAACAAUGCAAAGCAGCGGACUGCUGUGGCCAACGGACAGCCCUCCUCCUCCCCCUCUGGAAGCCAGACCUCCCAGCAGCAGCGAUACAUGUCCAGAGAGGUUCCACCAAGAUUUCGCUGCCAGCAGGACCAUAAAGUGCUACUGAAGAGGGGCCAGCCACCGCUGUCCUCCAUGCUGCUGGGGGGAGGAGGAGGGGAAGGGGGUGCAGGGGGGGUUGGAGGUGGCAGUGGCUGGGUAGCCGCCGCACCUCUUUCCUCACAGGGAGCGGAUAGUCCCAAUGCAAACACACCUGGAGGCACAGAUUCCAACCUGGGUUCAUCCUCUGCUUCACCCCCCAACUCCUCUUCAUCCUCAUUAUGUGUCGCUGCUCUGUCGUCUUCUUCUACUACUACUUCAACUUAUGCAAAUUCCACAUGGGGGGCAGGCUCUGGCAGCUCGUCCUCCUCUCAGGGCUGCGGGAAGGUGAUUGUGGAUGGGACUGACCUGGGGGAUUGGCCUAGCAUCCUAGGCGGGGCCAAAUUGAGUUCUGACGUGGCUGGAGGAGGAGUGCAGGAGCAAGACUGCCCUGGUAACAACAACAACAGUAGUGCCUCAUGGAGUGAGAGAAACAUCCAGCAGAAGGGAGGAGCGGUAGGAGGAGGAGGAGCAGGGAACAUGGACAAUCCUUCCUCGCCUCGUUCUUCUCCUAUUUCCUCCUCUUCCUCGCUUAAUGAAUGUGUUCAGUCCAGUGGUGGUGUGUGGGGCUCUUCCACCUCCUCUCAGGUGGAGGCAGGGCUAGGAUCAGCAGCAUUUUACAAUUCCAAAGUCUCCCAUCUUCUUCCUGGGCCGCAGGAGAGCCCUGUGGGUGGCAGCAGUAGUGUCCCUGGUGCCAAUUUCAACCCCAACGUGAACCCCUCCGCCUGGCCUGCCCUGGUGCAGGGUGGGACAUCAACUUCGGCUAGCGACAGCCUUCCACUACAUUCGUCCGUUACUUCAGCUUCUUCGUUCUCUGCCAGCACCACCCUCAUCACCACUCACUCUGUUUCAUCUGUGAAUCAAACUGGUCUCCAUCAGCAGCACACUGAUACAGCUGUGGCAGCCAGAAGUGGAGAACAGCAGCAGCACUUAGGAAACCUUGGAGCGGAGUUGGGUUCAGGCGGGGGAGCACGAGGAGCAGGACCAAAUCCAGAAGGUGGCGACGAGAGGGACUGUGGGGUUGCUAGUGUCGAAGGAGAAGGAAGUGGUAAUCUUUCUGGCUCUUCCUCUUCCUCCUCUGCCGCAUCUUCUUCUUGGAGAUCCAUGCCUCCAGUGUCCUCUGACAUAAGUGCAGGUGCCUCACAGGGAGAUGGAUGGGGUGGAGGAGGGACUGUAGCUCAGGGGCAGGAAGGGAAUGUGUGGGGCUUUGGUAGCCAGGGUGACAAGGCAGGGUGGGGCAGGGGAAAUGAUGGUGGCUCAAAUACCCCAGUGGUAUCUCAGGGAGCGUGGGAAGGAGGCGGUUCAGAAGCAGAGUGGGGUGGCACAGGUGUAAGUUCGAGUAACUUAGCAAUAGGAGGUGGAAGAGGAGGAGACGGGAGCAGCAACAGCAGCAGCAGUGGAGGCAGCGUAGGUAUCGGUGGCAGCGUUUUGCAGGACUCUGCCUCUCCAAAGUUUGCAACUAUGACAAAAGCUUGGGACAAUCAGAAAGGGAUGGAAAGUGGGGACAGUGCAGUUGGGGAGUGGGGUGGGCAGGGUGGAGGCACUGGAGGUGGAGUACCCUCAUCCUCUAGCGGAGGAGGGUCCACAGCUGGAAGUGGUGGAGGAGGCAGUGAUAGCGGACAAAAGCAGGAGGGAGCCUCGUCUGCACCCCCCAAUUCCCAGCAGACCUCCAAUGCUGAAGUGGCCUUACUCAGCAUGCUCAAUCGAUCUGACCUGGACCCCAGGGUUCUGUCUAACACAGGCUGGGGUCAGACCCAGAUUCGUCAGAAUGUGGCCUGGGACCUGGACAGCGCAAGAGGAGCAGGAAACAGAAACGAACGAAGCACUUCAUCUUCUUCUGCAUUCUCAUCAGCAACCAUGAACACUACCACUACUCGCGGUCCUGGGUACCCAUCUAACACCAGUUCAAUAACUAAUGAUCUAUCUGCGGCCAGCCUGAACUCUGCCCCUGCUACAGUGAGAGAUGGCUGGGACGGUGGUCCUACACAGUCCACCUGUGGUCCUCACAUGCCUGGUAGCACUAUAAGGAAGCCAGGGACACCAGAAGAAGAUAUGGAGAGCAGCCAAGGGAAGUCCGCUGGAGGCUGGGGUGAUCCGCCACCUGAAAAACAGGGCAAAGGAUGGGGGACUGAAGAACAACCAUGGGGGGAACGGAGAGGCAGAGGAGGGAACUGGAGAGAAUUUGGAGAACAGGGUAGUGGCUGGACAGAUGGUCCAGAGGAUAAGCCAGCCAGGACAGGAGGUUGGAAGGGGACUGGAAGAGGGGAGACAGGUGGCUGGGGAGGAGACUGGGGACAGAGGGACUCUGCACCUGGUGGAGGGAAUAACGAUGGGCGAAGCAGAGGUGGAAACAACUCUGAUGAGGGAUCUUCCUGGGGUAAUUUGGAAGAAGGAGGAACUCAGCGAGGAGGAUGGGGAGGAGGAGAUGUGGGUGGAGGCAAAUCCCACCAGGACUGGGGGAGUGCCAAGCCCCACGCAGCAGCAGCAGCAGCAGCAGCAGCAGCAGCAGCACAGAUACCAAACAGCCAAGUGGCACCAAUGAAAGCCCCAAAUCAACAGCAGCACCAAUCACAGGGCCAGCAGCCACAAGGAGGUCCCAUGCAAGGAGGGUGGAACAGCCGGUCCAAUGUUGGAGGUGGAGGUGGAGGUCCACCAUCCAAGAAUCAGAACCAAAGUUCGGGCUGGACCUCCGGCCCGAUCCCCCAAAUUUCCGGAGGUGGGGGUGACUCCCUGGAGCCCAGUGGCUGGGAGGAACCCUCCCCUCAGUCCAUCAGUCGCAAAUUGGAAAUCGAUGAUGGCACUUCAGCCUGGGGAGACCCAACCCGCUACAACAGCAAGAAUGUGAAUUUGUGGGACAAAAAGUGUGCUACGCCUGAUCAAAGCCACGGUCCACAGGCCCCACCACCACCACCACCACCCAUGCAGCAGCAACCACCUAGAAGGCAGCAGGGGUUGCAGCACAGCAGGGACACAAACCCUGGCAAUGCUGCAGUUGGUCCAGGUAUGUGGGGAGGAGGCCCUCAAUCUGUGGAUAAUGGUACAUCUGCUUGGGGCCAGACCUCAGAAGCAGCAACAGGUUGGGGUGAUCCAGAUGAACCUGGCAAAGCUUCUGGCUGGGGAAACCCUUCACCCAACCCUGGUAAACCUGCAGGCACCAAGUCAAUGGAAAGCUGGGGCGGGAAGGGAGAGGGCUCUGUGGCAGCCUCCCGUCACCCCAGCUGGGACGAGGAAGAUGAUGGUGGUGGAGGGGUCUGGAACAGCACUGGCUCCCAGGGAAGCAGCUCUUCUUUCAACUCGGGAGGCUGGGGUCAGACUCACGGAGGAAAGAGAGGAAACCUCAAGUUUUUGACUGAGAGUAAUGUUUCAAUUUCCUUCCUAAAGAGUGGAGGAGGGGACAGCUGGAUGAACCCAGUGUCACGCCAGUUUUCAAGCAUGAGUCUUAUGGGUGAUGACCCAAGUGUUGACAAAAAGAUGGAAGGAGACAAGAGAGGAAUAACUGACUAUAAUGGAGAGAUGCGGAGGGGAGGAAGAGGCGGAGGAGGUUACCGCAUGCCUAGUUCCAAAGACAUGGGUCCUGUUGACAUGGGACCCUAUGGGGAAAAGAUGGGUGGCCAUGGAGUGUAUGUUGGCAGUGGCGGAGGGAUGCCUCCGCCUCGAGGGAUGCACCAGCCUGGCAUGCAUCCGAUGAACCCCUCCCAGGGGUUACGUGCACAAGUGCCUCAUCAGUUCCUGUCUGCUCAGGUGCCGGGUCCUAUGCUGAAGCAGAUGCCCUCUCCUGGUGGCAGUGUGGGUGGAGUGGUAGGAGGAGUAGGAGGAGUAGGAGUAGGAGGAGUAGGUGGUGUCGGAAGUGUUGGAAGUGUCGGAGGAGUCGGAGGAGUCGGUGGUGGUGUUGGUGGAGGAGUGUUCCCUCCUCAGAUUUCCCCACAGCAGCUAGCAAUGCUUAGCAACAUUUACCCCCACAUGCAGCAGUUCCAUCUGGCUUGCCAGCUCCUGCUACAACAACAGCAGCAGCAGCAACAGCAGCAGCAGCAGCAGCAACUUCUGCAGAACCAGAGGAAGUUCCCUCAGCCUCAGGCUCUCAGGCAGCAGCCAGACCCACAGCAGCUGGCAAGGAUUAUGGCUAUUCUGCAGCAACAGAGACAUCAUCAGCAGGGUGGAGUUGGAGGAGCAGCAGCAGGAGGAGGGAGCUCUAAACUUUCCCCCUCUCACCUGGGAGGAGGCCUAUCCAAACAGCCCAUGGUUGACCCCCUUCCACAUCCUGGAAUGGGGGGGCCUUUAUCAGACCUUCAUGCCAAAACGCAAGGGAUGUACUCUGGGCUUGCCCCUGGUGGUAACCUGUCGGGACUGGAGCUCGGUCCCAUGAUGGGAGGGAUGAAGGACACAGGAGGACAGCAAUCCCGCUUCAAAUGGAUGAUGGAGGGACACUCCCCAGCUCCAUCUCCCCCUGACACAACCCUUCACAAGAAUGGCCCCUUACCCAGUGCUAUAAAGGUGAGAGGAGGAUCCCCAUACUCCCAGUAUGAAAUGCUGGGUGGUGAUGGUUUGGGGAUUCCCCCUCAAGGCUCUGCAGACAACUGGCAUCGGACCCCCGGGAGUAAAAUGGGGAACAAACCUGCCACAUCCAGCUGGCCUCCAGAGUUCCAGCCCGGUGUGCCCUGGAAGGGAAUCCAGAGUAGUGGAGACCCAGAGUCUGACCCCUACAUGACCCCUGGUAGUGUUCUUGGCUCCCCAGGACCCCCGAGCCUCAACGACUCUGACCACCAGUUACUGCGAGACAACAUAGGGCCAAACCCAACCCACAACACCUCGCUGCCUUCACCUGGUGCCUGGCCCUACAGUGCCUCAGACAGUCCCCUCAGCAAUGCACACAGCACAGGAAAGUACUCGGAGUACAAGACAAGCUGGCCCCCAGAGCCCAUCGGACAAAACAAGUUGUGGAAGACCAAUCGCAACAGCUCACAGCUGCCACGCCCCCCUCCUGGUUUAACCAAUCAAAAGCAGGCCUCGCCUUCCCCAUGGGGUAGCGGAGGCCCACGGUUGGCCCGGAGCUGGGGAGGGGGCGGGAUGAAUCAAGAGUCAAGAUUUGGGCCAGGCUCAGCUUGGAGCGAUGGUGUUGCCUCCAGAGGCAGCUGCUGGUUGCUACUGAGCAACCUGACCCCUCAGAUUGACGGCUCCACGCUGAGGACUAUCUGCAUGCAGCAUGGCCCCCUGCUGACCUUCCACCUCGGCCUGACCCAGGGCAGCGCUCUGAUUCGCUACAGCAGCCGGCAGGAAGCAGCCAAGGCCCAGGGUGCACUGCACAUGUGUGUUCUGGGCAACACCACAAUCCUGGCGGAGUUCGUGAGUGAGGAAGAAGUUGCUCGCUAUUUUGCACAUUCCCAGGCCGGAGGGGCAGAGGGGGCCAGCUCAGGAGGGGCUGCGGCCGGUGGGUCGCAGGGCUCAUCUGGAACAGGCACAGCUGUGGCCAGCAGUGGAGGUAGCUCCCCGGGGAAUGAGCGGGCAGCAGCGGGUACAACUUCAGGUGGAAAUGGAAAUGGUGGUGGUGGAGGGGAAAGUGGAGUGGCGGUUCAAGGUACUGUGAGGUCCUCUGGCUCUGCCUGGCAGAGUCUUGAUGGUACAGGCAGUUCUUCAGAAUCCUCUUCAGCCCAAGGACCCGGGCUGGGGAUAUUUUCCCAAUGGAGCACCAACGGGGCAGGUGAGGGAGGAGGCGUCAGCGGGGUUGAGUCUGGGAGGUCUGGGCUCUGGGGGGGCAUGACUGCUGGAUACCCCAGCAGCAGCCUGUGGGGGGCACCGCAAAUGGAGGAAAGGCACCAAAUGGACAGCCCUGCCGCAUUGUUGCCUGGCGACCUGCUGGGGGGAGGAGCUGAUUCUAUCUGAUGAGCCCCCACUAUUUGUACGUGUAGGUUUGGACACACUGAUACAACAUACACUGGGAUACAUAUGUACUUACUAUAGCACACACACACACCAACAAACACAUUUACAUGGUAUGCAUAUUAAUGUAAUACACAUACACACAUGCAUACAUAGACAUGGUAUGCAUAUUAAUGUGCACACACAAGCAGAAAUGUGAGACAUGCUUACACACAUUCUCGUGGCCAGACUUAAGCUAUUAUAUAAACAAAUGCAGGGACUGUUAGAUGUGUAUACAGCCUUUUUCCACAGAUGAAGAUUUCAACUGCUUAGACUUGAAACCUGAAAAAGAAUGAAAAGUCAGUUGGUCUGAAAGACUUGACUGGAUUGCAAUGUGCUUAGUAAAUAGGGGACUUUUCAACAGAUUUACAUUCACAUGCACACACCAAAUACAGACGAGCCUUCAGACAGAUGGGCACUGUAAACAGCAUUACCUUCAUCGUAUAAGAGAACUUAAAACUACUACAUGAUGUGAGGUUAAAGUGCAGUUUGUAUUCACGUCCCCUUAAAAGCGGAGACCGAAUCCAAACACAUGCAAACAGCUCUGAUUGAAAACAGAACUGUAUCUUACUGUGUAUGUUAAGUUAGGUUUUUUUCUGUUUGUAUGUAUGGUUUUAAUUUUUGAACAGUGAAAAUAUUGAAAAAUGUCAUUGUUCUGUUUUCAAAAUGCUGACCUCCUACUGUUGUAUCUCACGCACUCUUUCUCUGUUAUUCUCUCUUGAACAUGUUUGUUACUGUUGCAGUGAUAAAUGUUAAAUUGCUGGCAGUUUGAGGCUAUGUUGCAUUUCUCCAUGUGUCAAUACUGUGCACAGUAUCAUACACAUUAUAUGGACAUGAGUAUGAGUGAGACUGAGACCAAGUAAAGUGGAUUAAACCACCACAGUUGUUGUGCGUGUGUGUGAAUGUGAGGAUAAUGUGUGUGUGCAUGUUACUGCCUGUCAUAAGUGGGCAAGGCUGCUUACUAUACAGAAGGUCUAUACAAAAAUGUUUUGAGUGCAUUCGGUAUACUGCUGACUGUGUGUUAAGAAAUAUUGGCACUAAUGCUUUUUUUUCUCUCAUUUGAAGUUGUUUGGGUUUUUUUUAGCAGACUUGUCUUUUUUAUUGUCCGACCUGCAAUAAUAAAAAAGAACAUUUUAAUGACACAAAGAGCUGAAGGCAUAUGCGUUGAGAAAAUGGACAUGCCAAAUCUUAUCAAACUGUGUGGAGUGGGAGGGAGGGGUGGGACGGGUUGUUUACAGAUGCAGACUAAGAGUUACCGUACGUUUUUAAUGUUCUGUUGUUGUGUAUUCGUUUUAAAUUAAGACAGGCUUUAACACUCCUGUUCAGUGUUUUCGUUAUGAGAUUUUACAAAGGAAAAAUUUAUUUAAACAAAUGAGAACAAGAUUAAUAAAGAUGAAAGUAUUGGCUUCUAAA